GCACAAUUGAGAAACUAAUCGCAAUGGCCAACACAGUCGAAGUAACAAGGGCGUCGGAGCUCGACGAGCAAACCGGAGGAUGGACACAAGGCAUGGCCCGGAAAGGCGCAAUUAUCGACAAAUCAGACAAGAUAUGCUCUUUAGUGAUGGAGGCGCAGCCCCAUUCCUGCUCUGCAGUGCACCAUCACGGCGACCAGGACACUGUUGUGUAUGCCGCACAUGGCUACGGUAGCAUUUUUUUUGAUGGGGGAAAGCGUCGAGAAGACCUGUCACCCGGUGAUUUCGCUAUAAUUCCUGCGUAUGCUGAACAUCAGGAAGUUAACGAGUCCGGUCAAGAGGUGAAAUGGAUUAUCACGCGGACUGGACGAAAGCCAGCAACUGUCAACCUGGAGAGAUGGGGGGAGAGUGCCAAAUAAGCGGGUUAAGUCUUGGGUGUAGGGAGGGCUUCUAACAUAUAAAUACAUUAAGGUAUACCUAGAUAUCAUUUGUGCAACUACAGGAAUUACCUAUGAACAUCGGUAUUGUAGAUUGUACUAUUACACGCUGAUGAAUUAGUUGUUAUGUUUCAAACAGAUCGGAUCAGGAGAAGUACG
This is a messenger RNA of Aspergillus ruber CBS 135680, 593 nucleotides long. RefSeq lists its product as uncharacterized. Bases 24 to 416 code for a protein of 130 amino acids. NCBI's taxonomy places the organism in Eukaryota, Fungi, Ascomycota, Eurotiomycetes, Eurotiales, Aspergillaceae. The transcript is spliced from 4 exons. The record is from RefSeq and is a predicted model, not a curated record.